Molecule: messenger RNA, 954 nt
Organism: Gamsiella multidivaricata
Lineage: Eukaryota; Fungi; Mortierellomycota; Mortierellomycetes; Mortierellales; Mortierellaceae
Product: supernatant protein factor C-terminal domain-containing protein
Exons: 4
Coding region: 142-741 (199 amino acids)
Biological process (GO): intracellular protein transport; protein retention in ER lumen; endoplasmic reticulum to Golgi vesicle-mediated transport
Cellular component (GO): COPII-coated ER to Golgi transport vesicle; endoplasmic reticulum-Golgi intermediate compartment; endoplasmic reticulum
Source: RefSeq, a predicted model, not a curated record
UUUCAUAGUGCUAUAGUCGUGGGGUGAGGCCAUCAUCGCUCAGCUGUCAUCUGUCAACGACAUCUCCUUCCCUGAUCACUCCUGCAUCCACUCAUUCAGACAAUAUAGUAUAUCCACGGCAGGAAAAACAACAACAACACGAUGUUCCACAAACUCACGCUCCUCGCCGUCACCCUCCUGGUUACCAUCCAGUCGGUGGCAGCUUUCAACGUGGUCGUGCCUGCCCAGGAGCGCCGAUGCUUCUUUGAGGUCCUUGAGAAGGGCGACAACCUCCACGUUUCGUUCCAAGUCGGCGAAGGUGGUCAUCUCGACAUUGAUUUCUGGAUGACUGACCCCGAUGGUACCCUUGUCGAGGAUGCGACUAAGUCCGCCUCGGCUACGUACAACCAUGAGGCCAAGGUCAGCGGCAAGCACGAGUACUGCUUCAGCAAUCAAUUCUCGACUGUCACCGAAAAGACUGUUGGAUUCAAUGUUCUGGUUAUGAAGCCCUACAAGGAGGACCCAACGCACAAGAUUGAUCCUUUGGAGAACGAGAUCCGCGAGUUGGCUGCCGGUAUUCAGGAGAUCAGGAACGAGCAGGAGUACACCUUGGCCCGUGAGAGAACGCAUCGUAACACUGCUGAGAGCACAAACUCGCGUGUUGUGUGGUGGUCGCUCUUCCAGUCUGGCAUUCUUUUCCUUGUCUGCGUUUUCCAAAUCACGUACCUCAAGCGAUUCUUUGAGGUCAAGCGGGUUGUCUAGAUAUAGCGGCUUUUAUUCUGUUACUUGCUUUCAAUAUCCUUCAUAUCGCUGUCGGACACGCUCUUUCUACCUCGCUGUCCAUCCAUGGUCGUCUCACCUACAUAAACGUAAUCAAACCCAGAUCUGUUCCUCUCUAUGCAGUGGUAUGAACUGGCCCCCAAUAAUUUGCUCGCAUGAACGAGCUGCAAUUGCCUGUGAGAGCGCUGAAACGGG